Aureobasidium namibiae CBS 147.97 is the source of this 3303-nucleotide messenger RNA. RefSeq lists its product as uncharacterized. Bases 1 to 3303 code for a protein of 1100 amino acids. The record is from RefSeq and is a predicted model, not a curated record. NCBI's taxonomy places the organism in Eukaryota, Fungi, Ascomycota, Dothideomycetes, Dothideales, Saccotheciaceae. The transcript has 6 exons.
AUGAGAUCACUCAAGGUUUCCACGUUCGUUUUGUUCUUCUUUACGCUUGUCCUCCAAGCCUCAGCAUCUCCCUCGCUCGUUCGGAGAGCACAGGGUGGAUGUUCCGCACAGGACAGAGCAGUCUUUGAUAGAAUCGUCAAACACCAGGAAUAUUUCUGCCAGUGGUGGCUCUCUGCAUCCCGCACCAGUACUCCAUUCAUCGAGCUGUCUGCUAAACGUGUCACUGCUGUCUGUAACUGUCGGGGUACCAAAGAAGGAAAUGUUCCUACCAGCACGGGCGGCCCCGGUUUGAAUCUUGCCGGGGCCUCUGCUGAACAGUGCAGACAACAGCUUGCGAGCGAGUUUGGAGAGCCAUACAAUUUCUGUUACUUCUAUAACAUGAAAUCCAGAAAUUCGUCUCCUUUCCAGAAGUAUACUGCGACACAGCUCUUGAGCCUUUGUAAUUGCGUCAACGGCAACUCUGUUGCGACAAGCACGUCUUCGACAAGCUCAUCGUCGACCAGCAAGACAUCGACCAAGACUUCUUCAGCUUCCUCGACCAAGACUUCUUCACGUUCAACCUCCUCGACCAAGACCUCAUCUCGUUCGACUUCUUCAAGUAAAACCUCAUCAAGUUCAAGUUCUUCGAGCAAAUCUUCGUCACGUUCAAGUUCUUCGACUAAGACUUCGUCGGGUUCAACUUCCUCGACCAAGACCUCGUCGUCAACAGGCUCAUCGUCAUCCUCAUCUGGAUCGAGCAGCGUGUCUAUAGCCACGGAUCCCACCUUUACAACAACCACUUCCAGCUUGUCGAGCACUUCUUCGUCCAACACUACCCAAGUCAGCACCGGUACCUCUAGUGGAUUUAACACGACUUCAACCAGCGCAACUAAUAACGGAACAAGCCUCACUACCAGUACUCCAUCGUUGACCUCAACCAUCAACAGUACUGUGACUGGCACUUCGAGCAGCGCCUCGUUCAACAGCUCAAGCAGUAUCUUCACUGGCAACGGAACCAGUAGCACUGUGUCACUGUCUACUACAUCGUCAUUGUCUGCAAACACUUCUUCUUCGGUAUCUGUCUCAGCCAAUGCUACCGUCACUGCCACUUCGAACAUAACGACCACCGCAUCCACAGGAACUUCGAGCGGAUCCUCCUCUAGCACAAGCACUGGUGGACCGCCUUAUGGCAACGGCACAAGCAGCUCUGUUGGUCCAACCGUGCCUAUCUCGACUGGCGUCUCGUCCUCAAUCAUUCCCAGCACCAACAGCACAACUGUUCCUAUCUCAAGCACCAACAGCACAAUCUCUGCAAUUCCUACCUCUAGCGCUAACAGCACCACUAUAUCCAGCUUGAGCACUGCGAACGGUACUGUAACGAUUAUAUCCAGUACAGCCUCCUCGAGCAGCGGACCACCAUAUGGCAACGGCACCAGCAGCAGUAUCUCAGUCGGGCCUACGGGUUCUCUGACUACCGGCACUUCUCCAUCAUCCUCAACUUCCUCUGGAUCGAUCAACAGCACUAUCAGUGCUCCUACGAGCACCGCUAACGGCACUUCCUCCACAGCUUCGUCUAGCCUCUCCUCGAAUGUCUCUACUAAUGGACCGCCAUACGGUAAUGGCACAAGCAGCAGUAUUUCAGUUGGUCCAACAGGAAUUCUGACUACCGGCACUUCUCCAUCAUCCUCGAGUUCCUCUGUGUCCAUCAAUAGCACUAUUAGUGUCCCCACGAGCUCCAACACUACUUCUAUUGUCGCGCCAACAGGGUCCUCUUCUACCGUAUCCACCAGUGGGCCGCCGUAUGGUAACGGUACAAGCAUUUCUCUUGGCCCAACAGGAAUCUUGACUACUGGCACUUCUCCUUCCUCUUCGAGUACUUCCGAGUCAGCCAACAGCACUAUUAGUGUCCCUACCAGCAUCAGCAACACUACCACUACCGCAUCUACCGGUUUCUCGUCGAGUGCCUCUACCAGUGGAGGGCCAUACAGCAACAGUACUAUUGCACCCCCUUUGACAACCAGUGUCUCACCUUCGACCAAUGUUUCGACCACUUCUGUACCCACGUCCUCUUCGUCGGUCUCGAUUGGCAACGGUACAAUUACCGACUCUCCGACUUCGACUGUGUCUAGCAGCUUCAAUACAACUUCAUCAGGUAGCAGUAGCACGAUCGCAACCACCAACAGCACCACUUCGCAAUCUUCUUCCUCGACCGUCUCCACGUCCACCCAAUCAUCUUCUGAGGCUUUGACGUCAUCAACUGUGUCGCAGAACUCCUCGGACACGACUACAUCUAGCUCAACUGCUGUCACCAGCUCGGGCAGCACAUCCAUCAGUGCCAGUACAACAGGUACCUCAAGCCUCACAACAUCCAGUUCGAGUGCAAGUUCGAGCCAGUCUAGCAGUGCCAGUUCGAGCCAGUCCAGCAGUGCACCAACACCAACUCAAGAUCCGAUUCGCAGCGGAGCAAACGUUUUCAUCAACGCUGGAUCUCUGAAGGGUCGGGUACUAGAGUCCUACCAGGAUGGACAGGACGACUACGCGACUGUGUACACCAGCCGUAAACAUGGAGACCAGCUCCCCUACACAUUCAACGCGACAUCAGGACAUCUCUAUCUCGGAGACACUUACAACGUUCUGAGUUACCAGAUACCCAGCUUCCGUUCAAACUCUGUGCAGUUGGCUACUUUGAGUGAAGGUUAUCUCGCCACCUAUCCGACAUCUUGGAGCCCUCUCCAGUGCACUGUCUCGGCUUCGAUCCUCUCUUGCACUGCCAGUUCAAAGGCCACCAGAUACCGCCCGGCUAACAACUAUUCAGUGUUUGUUGCGGUACCAAGAGCCGGUCAAUCCGCCGCUGACAUCUAUCUCUACACCCAGAGCGGACUUGAUGGCCGUCCGCUGGGUGCCAGCCAAGUGACUCUCCAGUUGUCGUCUGCCAUCGUCAUGAUAACUUGCCUCGAGGCAGACCUCAGCCGUAUUCACAUUUACGUACCUGCUUCCUGUGUAAUAACCUUCUCAUUACCAUGGCUGGGAACUCAACCACCAACAGCUCAUCCAACACCGAAACCAACCUCAGAAGUUUAUGCGGCACCCCUUGAGCUCGAACCAGGCAGCACCACCCCGUGGCGGUACUACGUCCGCUUCGCAGACAAUCACACUCUAGAAGCACAUAAGAAAGCGAUGGGAGAUGUUGUGGUUCGGGAAGAUGCUCCUCAGCCAGAAGGACUUAGCAGCGGCACGAUGACAGAAGAAUAUCGAGAGCGUUUGAGAAGAGAUCCCGGUGUGGUUGCUAUCUGGCAGUAUGAUGGACAAGGUGAAUGGUUUUGA